UUUGACACAUUUUAUGAAAUAGGAAUUUUCGCUCCGUACAUAAGUAAUAUUAACAACAUACACGAUGCCAUUUAUUCGGGAUUAUGUUAUGCAAAAGAAUUAAAUAUUCCUAAAUUAAUAAAACCAAUUGUUUUCAAAACCAUACAUGAAAGUUUGCACUACUUAAUUAUGACAUAUAUUACGUCACAUGAUUUGGAAAUUGAUCGAGAUGAAAGAUUUUAUAUUUGUAAACUCCAGAGAGAAGCUGCACUGAAAUUUUAUAUUAGAGUUCCUAAAGAAGUCGAAAUGAGGCCAUUAAGAAGAGAAAAUUGGUACCGCAUUAUUUUAAGUUGGCCCUAUGAUCAUAAACCACCACCAGACUAUAUCACGACAAUGAUAAAGGUAAAUGGUGGAUACGGAAUUUUUUCCAAAGUUACUGGUGAUCUUUUAUCGUGGGGUUUAAAAACGAUGAUGGGGACAAUAGAAUUCGUUCAAACAUUACCACGAGCAAGAAGAAAAAAGUACGCAACGACUAUAAUCAAGAUGCUAGCGGUGGAACUAGCCAAGGAAAAUCAACACCCUGUGGCUACCGUAAGAAUAGAAAAUGCCGCAGCAUAUUCUUUUUUUGAACAUUUAGGUUUUAGAAACGUUGGAGUUUCUCAUGACAUUUAUCUCAAAUCAAAAACUUCCACAGAUAAAAAAGAAACUUCACGAUCGAUAACUGAAUACUACUUACGAGAAAAAAUGGCACCAUUUUUUGGCCCAGGUCCUUCGCAAUGCUGUCCAAAGGGUUCCGUAGCUAAAAAAGAAUUUCCACGAUUUUUAGCUGAAUACUUACGAUUAAAAACUACACGACUUUGUGAACCAAGUUCAUCUCACUGCUGUCCUUCGAGCUCCGCAAUUAAGAACGUACCUCCUCCAUUUAAACGAAGUUCCCAAAGAAACAGCAUAUCGCACAUAUAUAAAACGAAAAACUUUAAUCUUAAUCUGCUAACGGAAACUUUGGAAGGUGGAAGUAGUAAACUUGAGCCGCCACGAAAUCAAGAUCAACUAGAAACAAUACGUGGAAUGACUACGUCACCGACCUCAUCCUCAAGCACCGGAACGAGUGAAGAUCCUUCGACAAUUGAUAGUGAGUUCGACAUAGAAGAAAAUGAUGAAUUUCUUUCCACAGAGGAGCAAGAAGAAAGUACACGAAAAAUGAGCGUAUCAAAUAGUUUAAUGUCAAACGAAUAUCCAUCAGUUUCUAAUGUAAAUAUUGUGGGUUCAAACGAGCAGCAACCUUCAACUUCAAAUGAGCGUUCAUUGAUUUCCAAUGAACAUUCGAAUGAGCACCCUUCAGUUUCUAGAGAAGAUCAACAGAUUGGAAAUGAGCAAGAUCGGCCUUCAACUAUUAGCCGUCCAAUUACACCAACUUCAGUUCUAGAUUCUUCAGGGACCAUAUCGGAUAAUUCAUAAAGAUCAAGAAUAAAUCGCAGAGAGAUUACAAAUUUAGCAAGCGUCGUUG
Diabrotica balteata is the source of this 1486-nucleotide messenger RNA. The record is from the annotation of a GenBank genome assembly. NCBI's taxonomy places the organism in Eukaryota, Metazoa, Arthropoda, Insecta, Coleoptera, Chrysomelidae.